Messenger RNA from Gracilinanus agilis (Agile Gracile Mouse Opossum), 1539 nucleotides. RefSeq names its product tripartite motif containing 59 (gene TRIM59). Gene Ontology annotation, cellular component: cilium; intraciliary transport particle B; centrosome. Lineage: Eukaryota; Metazoa; Chordata; Mammalia; Didelphimorphia; Didelphidae. The record is from RefSeq and is a predicted model, not a curated record. Gene Ontology annotation, molecular function: zinc ion binding. The transcript has a single exon. Gene Ontology annotation, biological process: cilium assembly. The coding region runs from base 1 to 1254 and encodes 417 amino acids.
AUGCAUAAUUUUGAGGAAGAACUAACGUGCUCCAUUUGUUAUAGCAUAUUUGAGGAUCCUCGAGUUCUGCCAUGUUCCCAUACGUUCUGCAGAAAUUGUCUGGAAAAUAUUCUUCAGGCAUCUGGAUACUUCUACAUGCAGAGAGGCAUGAGAACUCCACUGACAUGUCCUAAUUGCAGGAGUAUAAUUGAAAUCCCUCCCCCUGGCAUUGAGUCUUUGCCCAUCAAUUUUGCCCUGAGGGCUAUUAUUGAAAAAUACCAGCAAGAAGAGCACCCAGAUGUCAUCACGUGCCCCGAGCACUCCAGCCAGCCACUCAACGUCUACUGCCUGCAGGAUCGCCAGCCGGUGUGUGGUCACUGCCUUACCAUUGGCCAGCACCGCGGGCACCCCAUCGAAGACCUUCUCAGUGCCUACGUGAAAGAAAAGGAUGAGCCCCCCAAACUCUUUGAGCAGCUGACUGACGGUCACUGGGGAGAUGUCUGCUUGCUCGUUGAAAAGUUAGAGGAACAGAAAUCCCAUGUGGAGCAAGUUGUUCAAAGUGAUAAAGAAACUGUCCGCCGCUAUUUUAAGAAGCUUAAUGAUAUCUUGGAACUGAAAAAAGAUGCUUUACUAUCUGCUUUGGAUGAUGUUGGGAAGGCGAUUGAUGAAGAAUACACUCCACAAAUUGAAAGAAUGAAAGAAAUAAGAGAAGAGCAGAUCGAACUAAAAUCAUUGACUGCAUUUUUGGGAGAUGAGGAGUCGCCACUUAAGUUCCUAGAAAAAUUCCAUAAUGUUCGUCAGCGGGUGCAGGCACUGAAACAAAGAGAGCUGCCCAGUGUUCAGACUCUAGAGAUUUGUCCCCGUGUUGGCCCCAUCCUGAAGGAAGAGUGGGCCAGAACUGAAAUCAGUCAAAUAAAAAAACUUGUGGUUCCAGAAAUAAAGCUCUCCUCGCAAAUGAUGCAAUGCGUCCCCGCCAAAGAGGAGGAGAAGAAGGAAGAAGAGGAGGAGAAGGAGGAGAGGAAGAAGAAAGCGGAGUUUGCAGUGAUUUUCAGCAUUUUUAUACUGACUAUUAUUUCAGGAAUGUUGAUGUUAAUAGUUUUGUUUAACACAUACGUGCUGCCCAUUUUACACAAUGUGAGUUCAGGAUAUUUCUCUGAAGUUUCUCAAUCUCUAUAUUAUUCUUUUUUCAAUGACAUGUAUACAGUUAAGGAAACCGUGUGUCUCACUUACCAUACACUGGAAGGAUUCCUAUGGGAUGCGAUUUCCUGUUUAUGAGAAUUUGAAUCUGGAUUUAACUCUGCUUUCUUCUCUCUAGCCAGUUCUUAAUUUGAUCUGGGAGGCGAGGGGGGAACCUUUCCUGGUGCUACCCAAAAUGGCAGACCACCUGUCUCCUUUAUGAUUAGAUGGCUUGACAUGCCAUGUUUCAGUAGGGGCGAUGGGCCCAAAAGCAAAGAGCAAGGAGAAGCAGAAUGCUUGGAUUGUUGGAAAUUCAGUUAAUUAAAGUUGACUGGUUUUCUAAGAAAUUUUUUAAUUGAGAUUAUUUCAAAUUUACUUUUCCAU